Coffea eugenioides is the source of this 6116-nucleotide messenger RNA. Its product is annotated as homeobox-DDT domain protein RLT2. Lineage: Eukaryota; Viridiplantae; Streptophyta; Magnoliopsida; Gentianales; Rubiaceae. Gene Ontology annotation, molecular function: DNA binding. The transcript is spliced from 18 exons. The record is from RefSeq and is a predicted model, not a curated record. Gene Ontology annotation, biological process: regulation of transcription by RNA polymerase II. The coding region runs from base 597 to 5957 and encodes 1786 amino acids.
AAAAGGGGUUGCAAACGAGAAGUUUGAAAAAAGUCAUCAUGAGUGGAGUUUUUGGUGAAGAAUUAGUAGUACUUGUACUAUUUUCUGCUGCUGCUGUUAUUGGUUCUUGUGAAGCUCAAAAUUUGUCUUCUCUAUUGAUUUUACUAGUAAUUAAUGAACAACAUAGAUUCCCUCAAUAUUAUCUUUUACUUGUGAUGGUUUCAAUUACUUUUGAGCAAGUGAUAGUAAGGAGAAUAGAUAAAGUUAAAAUCUUGUGGGCAUUGAAGAGUAGAAGUAGAAGACCAAAAGAAAUAGCAGUAUUAGUAGGAGUACUUUAUUUAUUGAUUGGUGGGUAUUCUUCAAAUCUCACCGCACAUCUCCAUCAUCAUCAUUCACAUUUUUGGGGUUUGCUAUCACUAUUAGUCUUAUUAUUAACUUCUGGGAUAAGAAGAGGAGCAAGUCUUUAGUCUUUCUUUCUUUCUUUCUUUUUCUUCAAUCUCAAAAAAGCCCCAAUUUCUCAAGCCCCAGUCUUAAUCUUAAAGAGGGAUGCUUAGAAUCUUGUUGGAAAUGGUGGGUUGGUGCUGAUUUUUUUGAUCUUUGGAGGUAUUGGGUUUUUUAUGUUUUUUGGGAAAGAUUUGAUUUUGAUGGAAAAAGUGGAGGUUGAUGGUGGUGGAAGUGGUGGUUCUGCUGUUGCUGCUGCGGCGGAUGCUGGAGCAGAAGGUGGUGGUUAUGAUGUGGUGAAGAAGAACAGUACUCCAGAAGGGGAGCCUAGAGUUAAGAGGAAAAUGAAGACUCCUUCUCAGUUGGAGGUUCUAGAAAAAGCUUAUUCUGUGGACACGUAUCCAUCUGAGGCAAUGAGAGCAGAGUUGGCAAUGAAGUUGGGGCUCACUGAUAGGCAGUUACAAAUGUGGUUCUGCCACAGGAGGUUGAAGGACCGGAAACCACCAGGAGAGAAGCGGGUGAAGAAGGAGGCGUCUCCCGGAAUGGUUGGAGCGUUGUCUAAUGGAGUAGGGAAGGAGCUGGUGGGGGGGUAUGGUGGGGGCAUGAAGAAUGACCAGAGUCUUGGUUUGGUUCGAACUGCAUUGGGGCCUACGGAGAUUUUACAGCAGCAUAGAGUUGUUCAUCGCAGUGGAACAGCUCUAGCAAGGAUUGGAACUGAAAUGCCUGCUGUAAAGAGGUAUUAUGAGCCUCCCCAGGCAUUGUCUGAGUUGCGAGCGAUUGCCUUUGUGGAAGCACAAUUAGGGGAGCGAUUAAGGGAGGAUGGGCCUGUCCUUGGAAUGGAGUUUGAUCCGCUGCCACCUGGUGCAUUUGGUUCUCCAAUUGGCCUGCAGAAACCAGGUGUGGGGCUUUACGAGGCACAAGUAUAUGAGACUCCAGAUGCUAAAGUAAUCCAGGGUGCCAAGAGGACUAUACAUGAAUACCAAUUUCUUCCCGAGCAGCCAUCUAUUCGAGAUGAUAUACGUGAAAGAGCUCUGCCAUUUCAAUAUUAUGGUUCCUCCACUGAUGCUCAAAGUUCCAGGACAACAUUAUCUGCUGGGAGGUCUUUUAUGCAUGGCACUGAGCAGCUGACACCAGGAUAUAGUUUUCAAGGUAAAUUAUCAGGCGGCCCAUGCCUAAGUUUACUGCCUCAGCUUGGAAAUCAGGGCCAUCACUUGUCUCCACCUUCAGGAGAGGUGGAUAUUUUCCCCCAAAGGAACAGUGUGUUGAACAUCGAUAUUGAUAGACCUGGUGCUCAUUUGACAAGAGGGCUCGAAACCCCAUUGAUACCAACUGAAAAACGGGUCAUUCAUGAUGAGGAGCGGUUGGAGAGGAAACGCAAGAGUGAAGAGGCAAGAAUUGCGAGAGAUGUUGAAGCUCAUGAGAAGAGAAUUAGGAAAGAACUUGAGAAGCAAGAUUUAUUAAGGCGAAAGAGAGAUGAACAAUUGAGGAAAGAGAUGGAGAGGCAAGACAAGGAAAGGAGGAAGGAAGAAGAAAGGCUAUUGCGUGAAAAGCAGCGUGAGGAAGAAAGAUACCAGAGGGAGCAAAGACGUGAAAUGGAAAGGAGGGAGAAAUUUCUACAGAAAGAAUCUAUAAGAGCAGAGAAAAUGAGGCUUAAACUAGAAAUGCGAAGAGAGAAAGAGGCUGCAAGACUGAAAGCUGCUACUGAAAGGGCUACUGCUCGCCGGAUUGCUAAGGAGUCGGUGGAACUAAUUGAUGAUGAACGUUUGGAACUUCUGGAGUUAGCCGCCUCUAGUCAGGGUUUGCCAUCAACGUUGGCUCUUGACAAUGAAGCUCUACAGAAUCUUGAGUCACAUAGAGAUAGCCUCACCGAAUUCCCUCCCAAGACUGUUUGCUUGAAAAGGCCAUUUGGAAUGCAGCCAUGGGUCGAGUCUGAGGAGAGUGUGGGCAGCAUUCUAAUGAUUUGGAGAUUCUUAAUUACUUUUGCUGAUGUGCUUGGUCUCUGGCCUUUCACUUUGGACGAAAUUGUUCAAGCAUUCCAUGAUUAUGAUUCAAGGUUACUGGGAGAGAUACAUAUAGCUCUUCUGAGAAUUAUAAUAAGAGAUAUUGAAGAUAUUGCCAGAACUCCUGCUACUGCAGUUGGAGCCAAUCAAAAUGCUGCUAUCCCUGGAGGUGGCCAUCCACAGAUUGUUGAAGGGGCUUAUUCUUGGGGUUUUGAUAUACUAAGUUGGCAUCAGCACUUGAAUCCAUUGACAUGGCCUGAAAUUCUGCGGCAAUUUGCUUUAGCUGCAGGUUUUGGUCCGAAAUUGAAAAGGAGAAAUGUUGAACAAUCACAUCCCCAUGAUGAAAAUGAGGGUAAGGAUGGUAUAGAUAUCAUUGCUGGCUUACGAAAUGGAGCUGCCGCUGAAAAUGCUGUUGCCAAAAUGCGACAAAGGGGCAUAUCAAAUCUCGGGAGAUCUAGGCAUCGAUUGACUCCUGGAACGGUUAAAUAUGCAGCAUUUCAUGUUCUUUCACUUGAGGGAAGCAAGGGCCUUACUAUACUGGAAGCCGUAGACAAGAUUCAGAAUUCCGGUCUUCGGGACCUAACAACAAGCAAGACUCCAGAAGCAUCAGUUGCUGCUGCAUUAUCAAGGGACACAAAGCUUUUUGAGAGAACUGCUCCUUCAACUUAUUGUGUACGUGCCCCUUACAGAAAGGACCCUGCUGAUGCUGAGGCUAUACUUGCUACAGCUCGGGAAAGAAUAUUUGCGUACAAAAAUGAAUUUUUGGAUGCAGAAGAACCAGACGAAGCUGAAAAGGAGGAUGCUGAAAGAGAUGAAGACUCUGAAAGUGAUAUGGCUGAUGAUCCUGAUAUUAAUGAUUUAGAUACUGAAAGAAAUCUAAACAAGGAAUCUCUUCAUUCUUUUGAACCAAGCACUUCUGGUGUCAAACAUCACUCUGGUAACAUAAAAGAAAAAUCGCACGUUCAGUUUACAGAAAGUUCAGGAAGUAGCAUUGCAAAUACAAAUGGAAGUUUUGAUAUUGUUCAACCUGAAGGCAUGGAGGGAGCAUCUGGUAGUCAGUCUGCUGCUACUGUUGGAAUUCAUAUAGAGGCAGCUAACAAUGAAGAUAAUGUGAUUGAUGAGAGCAGCACUGUUGAAUUAUGGGUUCAAGGACUAACAGAGGGUGAUUAUUCCGAUCUAAGUGUUGAAGAGCGCCUUGAUGCCCUUGUUGCUUUAAUUGGUGUUGCAAAUGAAGGAAAUUCUAUUCGUGUUGUAUUGGAGGAGCGCUUGGAAGCUGCAAAUGCAUUGAAGAAGCAGAUGUGGGCAGAGGCACAGCUUGAUAAGCGUCGUGUUAAAGAGGAGUACGCACUGAAGGUGCAGAGUUCAUCAUUUGCAGGGAGCAGAUCUGAGCAAAACUCUUCAAUUACUUCUUCAGAUGGUAGGCAAAAUACUUUUCUUAAUAUUGAUGGGAGAAAUGAAUCGCUCUCGACAAACCCCAAAAAUCACCAGAUGGAUUUGGGUGAUUCAUCUAGAAUCCCAAAUUCUUCUGCCAGUACUACAGCUGAAAGAAACAUGAUGUUGCAAGAAUUUUCUGGCCCUGAUGUCCUGCUUCAGCAAUCUGCAUAUGCUGCUGAGAAAUCUCGGUUGGAGAUGAAAGCUUAUAUUGGCCAAAAGGCAGAGGAAAUAUAUGUGUACAAGUCGGUGCCCCUAGGACAAGAUCGAAGACGCAAUAGAUAUUGGCAGUUCAUUGCAUCUCCUUCUCAAAAUGACCCUGGCUCUGGCAGGAUCUUUGUUGAGUUACAUGAUGGUCGAUGGAGGCUCAUUGAUUCUGCAGAGGGUUUUGAUGGUCUUCUUGCAUCUUUGGAUGUGCGUGGAACAAGAGAAUCUCAUUUGCAUUCAAUGCUGCAAAGAAUUGAAGUUUCUUUCAAGGAAACGGCUAAGAAGAACUUGUGUUCACGCUCUACAAGCCAAGAUGCUGAUGAUGUGAAAGAGGAAGUUUCUGAAGAGAGCCCUAAUAGCAUGGUAUCUGAUAUGAUGGAACCAUUGGCAUCUAUUCGUAUCAAAUGUGAGAGCUAUGGAUUGGACAAAAAUGUGACCUUGGAGAGAUAUCGAGAUUUUGAGAAAUGGAUGUGGGAUGAGUGCUUUAGUAUCAUGAAAUUGCGUGCUUUGAAGUAUGGGAAGACACUAAGGACUCGGCUGCUGAGCAUUUGUAGCCACUGCCAUGAUCUGUACUUUUUUGAGAACCAGCACUGUCCCUUUUGCCAUAAGAACUGCAGCAUUUUAGUCGGAACAUUCAACUUCGGAGAACACGUUUCUUAUUGCAAAGAGAAGCAAGAGGAAGUGCAGAACAGGACAUUGGUGAAAUUGGAGCCUUCAUCUCCCUUGAGGAUUAGAUUGUUAAAAGCACAAUUAGCUUCUCUGGAGGCCUCUCUUCUACCGGAAGCUGUCAAAGCAUUUUGGUCAGAAGACUAUCGAAGAUCCUGGGGUAUGAAGCUGGAAAUUGCAUCAUCUGCUGAAGACCUUCUUCAGAUCCUGUCUUUAUUGGAGAAUGCCGUAAAGAGAGAUUUCCUGGUGCCAGAUUAUGAGACCGCCAAUGAAUUGUUGGGUUUCGAAAAUCUAAAAGGAGGCAUGGUUGAUAACACCCCCACCCUUGAGAUGACUGCAGUACUUCCUUGGAUACCUCAAACAACGUCUGCCGUGGCUCUUAGGCUUAUGGAUCUUGAUACAUCAAUUUGCUACACCCUGCAGCAGAAGGAUGAUUCCGAAAAGGUUAAGGGAGCCAGACAUAUCAUUAGAAUUCCAACAAGAAAUACUGGUGCAACCAAUGCUGCAGAGAAUGUAAGAACGGAACGUCCACAGGAUGCUGGGACUGUGCCUGAAGAUACAUGGGAUGGUCCAGGCGCUAAGCUCAAUAGCUCACGACGAGCCCACCGACAAGUCGCGAGACCUCAGAGAAGGGUAAGUGAAUCAAGAAACGGAUCUGGUCAAGGAACAAGUGCCGCAAAGAGGGACAAAUUUGGGCCUUUGCUUGGGUGGAAAGGUCGACCAAAUGGACGUGGUGGACGUAAGCGAGGUCGACGAACAGUUAGAAGUAGGCAAAACCCAACCAAAAAGAGAACAGAUAUUGCCAGUAAAAGAGCGAGUGCCGGGGCGGACAUUUAUGAUAAAACACCUAGCUCGUAUCAGCAUGAAUGGGACGAGGAAGGGACAACGCAAAUCCAAGCUGAAGUAGCUGGAAAUGAGAGCAGUUCAGAAAGGUCAGGAUUCGAUGAUGAUAAUGACCUAAUGGUGGAGGACUAUUCAGGUUGUUUCGGCACGAAAUCUGAGAACUUAGCGAAGGGUAUUGAUUAUGGUAUGGGUGUGGAAAAUGGAAAUGAUGAGCUUGAUGAUGAUGAAGAGGAUGAUGAGGAGGAGGCUGAUGAGAGACCGGGAGAGCAGGUUGUGGAAGAAUAUUUUGAUAGUGAUUCUGAAGAGGAUGCAAACAUAUCUGUUAGCGGAGAGAAGAUGGGAAAUCUGAAUAAAGGCUCAGAAUUUUCUUCUUCUGACUAUAGUGAUUAGGAUACUUAGCUGCUUAACAUAGUACCAAGAUUAGAGAUGAAUACAGGGAAGCUUCCACCAAAAGUGGUUACUGUUCUGAGGAACCAUAAUAGCCUCAUGAGUAACUAUGUCAGACUUCUUUAUCUAAUUUUAAAGAAUUUUAGAAAUGAAACUUACCCU